GGGCUUUGUACCUAAACAGAUGGGAUGAGAGCAUUGUCUUCAAUCUGUCAAUGUUACCUCUGCUGAGAGACAUAUGCCGAAGAUUUUCCUGCAUUUCUAGACGCAGAGGAAGAUUGUCAGAGGAAGACAUCGUCAGGUUUUUAUGCAAAAACGUUUGUACUGUCGAGGAUUCCCUUUGUUUCCAUGCACUCGGUCACCCUGUUGCUGGAGAGACGGCGGAACUGAAUCGGUCUAUACUCGUCUCGUAAACCGAUUUGUCACUGGCUGGCGAAGGGGACAUGAAUAUCGGUGAAUUUCUCUGUUGACGGCCAUCAAAAGAGAGACACUGGUGACAUCAUACCCCAAAUUACGCAGGAGGACCGGACACAGAGGCGAAGGGAGAGACAUUAUUUUGUAGUGUAUUUCUACUAAUCCUGCAGCAAUGCCGGGGUUUGAUUACAAGUUUCUGGAGAAACCGAAGAGACGUUUUCAAUGUCCAUUAUGCAGUAAAGCCAUGCGCGAGCCUGUUCAAGUUUCUACGUGUGGCCACCGAUUUUGUGACACCUGUCUACAAGAAUUCUUAAGUGAGGGGGUCUUCAAGUGCCCAGAGGACCAGCUGCCCCUGGACUAUGCCAAGAUCUACCCUGACCCAGAGCUAGAGCAGCAGAUCCUGGCUCUGCCCAUCCGCUGCAUCCACAGUGAGGAGGGCUGUCGCUGGACCGGACAGAUGAUGCAGCUCCAGGGCCACUUCUCCACCUGCGCCUUCAAUGUGAUCCCCUGCCCGAACCGCUGCUCCAUCAAGCUGACGCGCCGUGACCUGCCCGACCACCUGCAGCACGACUGCCCCAAGCGCAAGGUCAAGUGCGAGUUCUGCGGCAGCGAGUUCACCGGGGAGGCCUAUGAGAACCACCAGGGUAUUUGUCCCCAGGAGAGUGUGUACUGUGAGAAUAAGUGUGGUGCGCGGAUGAUGCGUCGGCUCCUGUCCCAGCACAGUCUGGCUGAGUGUCCCAAACGCACGCAGCCCUGCAAGUACUGUGGCAAGGAGUUUGUCUUCGACACCAUCCAGAACCAUCAGUACCACUGCCCUCGGUUUCCAGUUGCGUGCCCAAACCAGUGUGGGACCCCUAACAUUGCCCGGGAGGACUUGGCCAAUCAUGUGAAGGAGAACUGUGGCAGUGCCCUCAUCCUCUGCCCCUUCAAAGAUGCUGGCUGCAAACACAGGUGCCCAAAACUAGCGAUCGGUCGUCACCUGGAGGACACGACCAAGUCCCACCUGACCAUGAUGUGCAGCCUGGUGGGGCGCCAGCGGCAGGAGAUCCUGGAGCUGCGGAGGGAGAUGGAGGAGCUGUCAGUCAGCAACGAUGGAGUGCUCAUCUGGAAGCUCAGCGACUACUCCCGGAAACUCCAGGAGGCCAAGCUCCGGAACAACCAUGAGUUCUUCAGCCCGCCCUUCUAUACCCAUCGCUAUGGCUACAAGUUGCAGGUUUCUGCGUUUCUCAAUGGUAAUGGCAGUGGGGAGGGCUCGCACCUGUCCAUCUACAUCCGGGUACUGCCAGGGGAGUACGACAACCUGCUUGAGUGGCCCUUCUCCUACAAGGUGACCUUCUCCAUCAUGGACCAGAGCGACCCGUCGCUGUCCAAGUCCCAACACAUUACAGAGACCUUCAACCCUGACCCCAACUGGAAGAACUUCCAGAAACCAUGCAGCACCCGCAACUCGCUGGACGAGAGCACCCUGGGCUUUGGCUACCCCAAGUUCAUCUCCCACGAAGAGAUCAAGAAGAGGAACUAUGUCAGAGACAACUCCAUUUUCCUCAAGGCUUCCAUAGAGAUCCCCCAGAAAAUUAUGGCCUGAGGGAGAGCUGGUUUUGGUUUAUUGGAAGGGAAGGCAGGGUGAAAGGCAGGCUUGAGACUGAUAUGACACUUACCUUGAGAACUUCACCACACUUAUCCUUUAGACACUGACUAACUGUCCAAAUCCAUACAGCCGCUCCACUGCAGGACUUAGAGCUGCUAAUCUGCUGGGUUGUGUUGGAGGACUGGACUGGAGGACCCCGCUAUGUUUAAAUGGAGGAGAAUUCUAAGUGUUUGGUCUGCAGAAACCAUCACUCUCUGAUUCUUAUUUUGAAGUGUUUGUUUUCUAACAUUUUUCCUCUCUAUCUGCAACAAAAAGCCUUGGAAAUCAACAGUGCCUAGAGUUUAUUUUAAGUUGUAUUUUGUUGUUUUUCUGUAGCACAGGUAAAUAUUAAGGAUGGAUAGAGCGACGUUCUGGAGGUGGAAAGCGUCCUUAAGCCUUGUGUGUUCGGCUCUGGUUUGAACCAUCGUAUCUGAUCACGAGCGGUCUAAAGAAUAGAGCAAACCUCAGGCUAUUGGAAGGAGCUCAUCACACUCUCAAACCCAACUGCCUUCUGUUUACAUGCUCUAACAAUAUCUCCCACUGAUACCUUAACAAAUGCAAAGCUCUUGGUUAGCGAAUUUGAGAUUGCUGUUAAGCUUAUAGUCAGCAAACAAUAUUACAGCUGUGAAUUAAGUUUGUUUCUUCUUGUCAUUGUUCCAUCACUCACUGUCUAGAGUUCGUCAUUUGGACAUUCUAUAAUGCUUAGAAUGAGAGGAUCAUGAUCUUUAGACAAAAAACAACAAUCAUUUGUAACAGGCAGAUUUAUAGGCCUCUGAAAGACAUCUCCUGUGGGGUCCUGAGAAGAUAGAUACAGUAGAUGGGUUCCUGUGCGUUGUUGGUCAAAGGUGCUAAUGUAUGACGGUCUUUGAAUGUGUAGAACUGAAUCGAAUCCACUCAGUCUUUUCAAGAGGUGAAAUGGUACAUUUGUACUUAAGUGUGAAGGGAAAGCCAUGAGGGCUGGGUCUUAGUUGGUAGGUAGGCAGGUAGGUAGGCAGGUAGGCAGGUAGGUAGGCAGGUAGGUAGGCAGGUAGGCAGGCAGGUAGGCAGGUAGGUAGGCAGGUAGGCAGGCAGGUAGGCAGGUAGGCAGGUAGGUAGGGGAGAGAUGAGCUCGAAGACAUCAACAGAAGAACAUGCAUGUUUCAAUGCGAGUCAACGUGGAUCACAUUUUUGUACUGUAACCUGUAUUCUUGAAAUCUUCUCCCCCGAUACUGGGGGCUUUUUUGCAGUGGAGGACCUGUUAAAUGGAACCAAAUUCUUUUUAUAUUUGCAAAAUGUGAGCAACAUUUGUUGAUAUUAUGUCAUAGACAGAAAGACAUUGGAGUGAAUUAGCUUAGCGGAGGUCUGUGAACUGAAGUGCAUUGUUUUUAAGUCGGCCCAGGUGGAAAUGGGGGCUGUUUAAAAUAUGGUUUAUGCCUUGGUUUCCACCUGAGAAUGACGUGUGGGUGCCUCAGGACAGACUGCAUCUCAAUGGUGUGGCGCUGCUGGUUACCAUGGCCACCAGUGUGCAUCUUCACCUCAGCACAUAAGCUGGUCACGAAGAGAGGUUGAAGAGGAGCAGCCAUGUGCAAUACACCAGUCAGAGGCUCCAUCAAGCCAGUAACACCUGCAGUAGAGGACUUGAUCAAACAUUCAUGACAUAUGUGAAUAAUACUGAUGUAAAAAAUGCAGAAGCCCAUUCUGUCGUUUUUAUUCUACAUUAAUAUUCCUGGUUUCUUGCUAUAAUACCAGCCAAUAUUUUACAGUGAUUUUAAAGAAGUUAAAAAAAAAAAAACAUUUUGUAAGGUUAUGUAUUUUGCAAAGUACUUAAAUGUUUUAUACAACUUUUUGUUGGCGAGUCGGGGUUGAGCUUAGGAAUUUUAUGGACACUUUUUUAAAGUUAAGUAUCUUCUGAAUCUGAAUAAUUGUUUUGUUUGGUUUGGAUCUCAUAUUCUGUCUGUAUUACUUUGUCUUUAAAAUGUAUUAUUUUAAGGAGCAUCACGUAAGCUUGAUUGACUAGAUGGCAAAAAUGUUUUAAUAUGUUGAGUGCUUCUCAAUUUCUCUUUUAAAAUAAAAUACUAUCUAUUACA
Messenger RNA from Salvelinus fontinalis (brook trout), 3942 nucleotides. RefSeq names its product TNF receptor-associated factor 4-like. The record is from RefSeq and is a predicted model, not a curated record. The transcript is spliced from 7 exons. Gene Ontology annotation, biological process: regulation of apoptotic process; activation of NF-kappaB-inducing kinase activity; positive regulation of JNK cascade. The coding region runs from base 422 to 1834 and encodes 470 amino acids. Gene Ontology annotation, molecular function: zinc ion binding; protein binding. NCBI's taxonomy places the organism in Eukaryota, Metazoa, Chordata, Actinopteri, Salmoniformes, Salmonidae.